This is a messenger RNA of Linum tenue, 1973 nucleotides long. NCBI's taxonomy places the organism in Eukaryota, Viridiplantae, Streptophyta, Magnoliopsida, Malpighiales, Linaceae. The record is from the annotation of a GenBank genome assembly.
AGUCAGUCCACCAAAAAACCUCAAAAGUUGAAAAACUUUCCCGCAAAAUAAAGGAGAAGACUCGGCAGAAAAAUCUCCCGGGAAAAUUCACCAGUCUGCUCUUAUCUUGCCACUCCGACGAGAAAAUCGGGCGGGUUUCCAACUUUCAAAUCUCAAUCAAUGGCGGCGUCCAGAGAGGUCUCGGCAAUGAUAAGACAAGGCUUCAUUUCCGAUCCGGCGUUUUCGUCUUUCUCUCCCUCCAGGACGCCGGCCGCCACCGCAGCCGUACUGGCUAGGGUUUUGGGCUCCCCGAACUCCAAGACCCUACUCUCUCCGCCGCCCAGCUUCACCACCACAAAUUCUCCACCGACGGCGCAACCACAACCACCACCAACAACAACAACAAGCAGUUCACACAACGCGGCGGGUGCGCGGCCGAGUCAGCACCCGACGCUGUUCCAGAUGAUGUCGGAGGAGCAGGCGCUGGAGCAGUUCCGGCAGAAGUCGCAAUCGAAAGUCUCCAAGAUACUCAGGGAGUUCGAGAGCUUCAAUGGGUUCGGAAUGGGGAUGGGGGAUGUGAGGCUGACGGUGGUCGGGAGAGAAGGGUAUAAGGUCUCCAUCGAUGUGCACAAGAAGGUUCUGAUGGAGAAGAGCGUCUUUUUCAGGGAGAAUCUGAAAGGAAAGGAGAAAGGGGCCAUGCAUUCCGUUGAGAUUAGCGAGUGCGAUGAUGUGGAGAUUUACUUGGAAGCUUUGGUCUUCAUGUACUGUGAUGACCUCAAGAAGAGAUUGGUAGGGGUGGGAGUCUCCAAGGCCUUGGCUCUGCUCAAGGUUUGUGCGGCCAUAAAGUUUGAGGCGGGAAUUGCAUCAUGCCUGGAGUAUCUGGAAGCUGUUCCUUGGUCAGAGGACGAAGAAGAAAAGGUCAUAUCAGAUCUUUCUGAGCUCGACCUAAUCGAUUCGGCCACUGAAUCUCUUCUCCAGAGAGUGUCAUCAUCUGAACCAUCUACUUCCGCCACAGCAGCAGCUGAUGACAUCUUCUCAAAACUGCUCAAUGGCGUCCUCCAAUCGAAGGACGAGAAAGCUCGUAGAGAAAUGAAAGCUCUUCUCUCCCGAUUAUUUCGAGAAGAUUCGUCAUCAUCAUCUGAUCACGACCAUACUAAUAACAAACUAGAUGUUUCCAAAGACGCACUCUACUCUCUCUGCCAGCAGUGCAUCACCUGUCUGACUCUAACCUUAUCCGAAGUCGCAUGUGUUGAUGAUAACAUUAGCCGGAAUCACGACCGAGGGGGUAUAAUGAGUGAAAUAGCUCGAGAAGCAGAGAACUUGCAGUGGAUUGUUGAAAUUCUGAUUGGUAAGAAGUUGGGAGACGACUUUGUGCAGUUAUGGGCAGACCAGAAGGAACUAGCAUCACUUCAUUCGAAGAUUCCAACAAUGUAUCGACACGAGAUCAGCAAGGUGACAGCACAGUUGUGCAUUGCAAUUGGAAGAGGACAGAUUUUGGUGCAGAAGGAGACUCGGUUUGGGUUGCUAUCCACUUGGCUGGAAGCUCUUUACGAGGACUUCGGGUGGAUGAGAAGGGCGUCGAGGAGUGUAGACAAGAAGCUGGUGGAAGAUGGUCUCAGCCAGACGAUACUUACCCUACCAUUGCUGCAACAGCAGGGGAUACUGAUAAAUUGGUUCGACCGGUUUCUGAAUAAGGGUGACGACUGCCCAAACCUUCAGAGAGCGUUUGAGAUCUGGUGGAGAAGAGCCUUUGUAAGGCAGUAUGCGUGCGAGAGGGAUGAUUCCGAACUGCAGAUCACUGUUAGUGAUUAUCCAAACUGAAGGUUGAGAAUGUGGAACGAAUCUUUGUGCAUAAUGUAAUGAAAGUCGAUAGAUUGGUUUUGGCAAAUUCAUAGCAGCGAUUAAUUUUGUUAUCUUCAAUGCUGGUGUAUAUGUGUUGCUCGUCUCGUGUUCUAAACUUCUAAUCAUAUAUUUUUUUGAGUGACCUUGCUAAC